AUUAUUUUCUGUUCUCCCUCCCGUUCUCCGUGCCCGGCCUUAGUGCACGUAUUUGCAGGCGAGCUUGUGGUCUGGUCCCCGUCCGCGGUCUCGACACAGCACAUCAGCACCCAGUCGUUCGUUCAUUCUGCAUCGCCGGGUCUCUUUUUUUCUUCCCCUCCCCAUCCAAUCGAGCCUGCCCCGGCUCCAUUCUCUCGUUAUACCGUUAAUACUGUUUGUUGGCACUCAUCGUCAUUGCCAUUGUCAUCUUCCAUUCUAUAUACCUUGUAUUCUCGGACGACGAGGUUCCAGCCCGGCUUUUGCCCCUUGGUCGUCGCAACAAGCCCAAGCUCCGCGCAACCGCCGCCCUGUUGUUGACCUGUUAUCGUCUCAACUCCUCCCUUAUUUUUCUCCUUCUACUGUUUCCACUAAGCGUUACUAUCCUCUCUCCCUCUCAAGACGAAACAUUGAGACGAAUCGUGCAUUCGCUCUUCGUUCCUCCUAAUAAUCAGCCUCGCCUCCGUGCAGCUGUUGCAUGACCGGCCUGCCCAACCAUCAAGGCAUUCACCACCGAGCCUGGGCCACGUACGGAAAAAUUUGGCCGAUCAGUGUUCGCGUCACAUCUGUCACCUUGAUUCACCUUGACUCAGCUCGCCAGAUCCCUCCACGCCAUUUCCUGAGCCAACCCGAGAUUUCGAGAGAGCAACCCUUUAGCCCGGCCGCCCUCCGUCAUACAAGGCCAGUCUGCCGACCGCAGUUGCCUUAGAAAUAGGGACUGCAGCCCCCCCUCUCCUACCGCCCACCAGUCCGCAGGCUGUCUCGUCGUGACGAGCGGCCCUGGUCAUACAGCUCUUCUAUAUGCCCAGGUUUCCGGUCUCGUUCGGCAAGCGGAGGUCCACCGCAGACAGUCACGACCAUGCACCGGCAGAACCUUCGUUCCGCGUCCUGGAGAGGACAGACGCCAGCAAUGUCAAAUCCUUCGACGGCGGCAAGAGGAUGAUGUCGGCCGCCAAGACCUACCAGCCGGUCAAGACGGCUAUGUCCGUCGACCUCAGCCCCAUGGACGACAACAUCUUCCUUGACAUGAAGAACAAUCGCGGCAGCGGCGUCUCCAACAACACUGCCAAGUCAUCCCUAACGGAUACCUCCUCACGCCACAGCAACGCUUCUACAGCGCCCUCCUCCACCACCGAUCUCACCCCAUUGGACGACGCCAAAACCCCCGCCAGGAAGCAGUACGAUAACGGAUCCGGCAUUCCCGCUGUGCCGCCACUGCCGAAGAAUUCGCCCAACGGCUUUCUACGAGCUGCCGGUCGUACUUUCUCGUUUGGAGGGUCGAAGAAAAGCUCACCCCCAACUUCUGUGCCUGAAGAGCCCAUGCCUAGGCCAUUCACCUCUGAUGUGUCGACUCCAGAGCGGGUCUCGCCGCUCGGGAGGGCUCGGGCAACCACGUCGUCCACUUCGAGCACGGCCACUCCCCCCAAGCUUGAGGAGGAGUUUGAUUUGGGAGGAGACUUCAGCAAGAUGCUCAGUUUCGACAAGAGGCAGAGCGUCAUGACUCUGAAGGGGGAAAAUGCGUCCGAUCGUCAGGCUCUAGGCCCUCGCUCGCUGACGGGAAACCGCCUGAACCAACCUGCUCCGCUGCAUAUCGACAAAUCUUCUCGGAUUGAGGCCUCUCCGCUUUCGUGGAACAGUCACAACUCUGGCGAGGGGCUCCUUGCCGCGAGCCCAAACCUUGCCGCCCAACCGCGGACGAACGAGAAUGUCCCUCCCCCCGUCCCCAAACACACAUCGAACAAACUUUCUUCACCGUCAGAGCCUGGCCCCCAGCGUAGGAGUGCCACCUAUGGCAAUCGGAACUCGGCCGAGGCCGAGGAUGAGGACACCUCGCUCCUCACCGACAUCUCCGCUGCAAGCAAGUUCUUGUCUACGAACAACACCCCGACCCAGGGUGCAGGUCGUUAUCGCCGGAACGAAGACACUCUCGGAAUCGGCUUCCGACAGGUCCAGUCCGAGUCUCAUCUCUCCAGGCUAGACAGCAAGGACGACGACAACCUCUUUGAUACCGGCCUAGCGGCUUCCAGCAGAGCCGCGAGCCGCUACGUCUCCCGGCGCCCGAGCCCCCCGCGCAACAAGGUGAUGACGCCUGCUCAGUUUGAGCGGUAUCGCCAGGAUAAGGAACGCCAAAAUUCGCCCCUAGACGAGACGACGCCGAGCAAGGACAACGAUGACGAGGAAGACGAGAUCAACUACGAUGAUGAUGAGGACGAGGUUGAGAAGUCCAAGGAAGCGGCGAAGCAGAGGAGGAAGCAGGAGGCACACAUGGCCGUCUACCGCCAGCAAAUGAUGAAGGUCACUGGAGAGCCCUCCUCAGGCCACCAGUCCCGUCCCAGCAUCGCAUUGUCCUUCAGCACCCCGAAUCUGUUCAACCCACAAGGCCAGUCCCCUCCAAAGUCGAGCGGGAACUCUGAGAGUGAGGAAGAAGAUGAAGAGGUACCACUGGCCAUCCUUGCGGCUCAUGGGUUCCCUAACAAGAACCGCCCACCGACCCGCCUGAGCGCUAUGAUGUCGAACCCGAACCUCAGGGCUGCUGCCCAGGCACCGAGUUAUCAGCGUCCGGGCUCCGUUGCCGACGGUGCCCACGCACCGCCCGCUCCUCAAGGGGGUGGCGGUGGUGGCGGCAGCGGCGGCCGUCUACCAGUCUUCGCGCGAAACCUUCCCCAGGACCCCUACGUCGGUGCAGGCCUCAUCAACCACGCCCCUAGGGAGAGCCUAUCCUUUAGUGGAGGGUCUCCGGCCGCCGGAGUGCCACCGGGCGGUCUGGUCGGUGUCAUCGCUAGCGAGGAGCGUUCGAGGGCCCUCAGGCGUGGCAGCCCCUCUGUCGAUGCCCACAAGCCUAUGCUUUCAUUCGGUGGCGGAACAGGCGGCUUUGACCCCAUGGCCGGAAUCCCCCCCAAUAUGAUGUACCCGAGCGCUCACCAGCAAAAGCCGUCCACCGACCAAACUCAGAUGCAGAUGAACCAGCAGAUGACGCAGUUCAUGCAGAUGCAGAUGCAGUUCAUGCAAAUGCAGAUGAUGGCGAACCAGGGUGGUGGCAACCGAAUGAGCAUGGUCAUGCCCAACAUGUCGAUGGGCAUGAUGGGACCCGGCGGAAUGAUGGGUAUGGGCAUGGGAGGACCCGAAACCAUGAGGCACUCCUUCAUGGAUAACGGCUCCGUCUACGACAUGCCGAUCAGACCCGAGAGCCAUAUGCGCUCCAUGAGCAUGGUGCAGCCUAGCUCUGCGUCGUGGAUUCAGCCACCACCAAACCCUGGCUACGCUCCCAGCAUCCGCAUCCAGGGCGCCAACGGAUACGCCCCUUCGAUCGCUCCCUCGGAGCGGAGCAACAUCGGUCUGCCUGGGAGGUACAGGCCGGUUUCGCAUAUGCCGGCCCCCAAGACCUCUGCAUCGCCGUCCUUGCCGUCGCCUCUGGACCACAACAGGAUGUCUUCGAUGUCGGGAGCUCUUGGAGGCGGGGGCUGGGACCAGAACCGAACAAAGUCCCCCCUUCAGUCCUCUGCAGUCCAGGCUUCCGACGACGAGGACGAUGAGGAAGCAUGGACCGCCAUGAAGCAGAAGCGAGAGAAGAAACGGUCCCUGUGGAAGACUAAGAAGUCUAUCGGCGGCGACAUAAGCGCCAUGAUUCGAUGAUCAUAUCUCGCACCAUCUCAACUGUCGUUUGGCCAACUGGAUGUCUUUUUGGUGGGGUAUUUUUUCCCCCUCUAGCCACAUACUGCUAGAAUUUACAUGCAAGAGUUUGAAAGAACACCGUAAUUUAUUCAAUUUCUUUUCUCUCGCAUGUUAUCUCGCCGCGCUUGCUUUUGACAGCUUUUCUGGAUUUUUCAAGCUCACCAGGUCGAAAAAGCUUUCUCCAUCUUCCUUUUUUGGAUUCCACAUCCGUACACUCCUUGUACCUAUCUUCUUUGCAUUUGCUCACACCUCGCUCCUUUUCUUAUCACAUAUUGGCGUUGGCUUUGAUGCUUGAAGAUAGGAUGGGAUAUAUUGGACUGCUUAUACAGGAACGACUCAUGAUAGACAGGCAAACAUGACUGCCUCCUAUAAUAUAAUACUUGAAGAGCCGGUAUAGAGCUUCGUCACGGACAGCGUAUAUUUCUAUCUGAUAAAUCUAAUCCGUCUUGCCCGCGGCCCAACCUUGUCUCCUCACUCCCAUCUCGACA
Molecule: messenger RNA, 4196 nt
Organism: Gaeumannomyces tritici R3-111a-1
Lineage: Eukaryota; Fungi; Ascomycota; Sordariomycetes; Magnaporthales; Magnaporthaceae
Exons: 3
Coding region: 838-3669 (943 amino acids)
Source: RefSeq, a predicted model, not a curated record